This is a messenger RNA of Caenorhabditis auriculariae, 4379 nucleotides long. The record is from the annotation of a GenBank genome assembly. NCBI's taxonomy places the organism in Eukaryota, Metazoa, Nematoda, Chromadorea, Rhabditida, Rhabditidae.
AUGAAAAUCAUGGCGGAUGCAAAUAAAACAGUCAACUGCUAUGAGUACGUUCAUGAGGAUCCCUACAAGUGAGUUUUUGGUCUUUUUUACUUCCGCGUUCUGCUUCUCCCAACCAGAUUUUCCCUUCUGAUCAUCAUCUUCAAAUCGAGUUAAACUUGCAUUUUUUGGAGCAAAACCCACACAAUAUUAGAUCAAAUGCUUCCUUUUUCCCUGAGUUUCUCGCCCAACAGCUUUUGCCAGAAUGCGUUGAAACCUAUCGCGAUUCGAAAGUUCUCAGAAUGUAGAGGUUUUAGUUGGAUGUGGGAUUCAAAUCCUUGGACAUAACAUAUUCUUUUAGAGUUGUAAAACUUUCUUUGUUGUUGUUGGAUUUCUUUUCUGGGCGUUAACAUCACAGGCGUAUUUAGUAUAUGAUUGAAACAAGAUUCAAAACUUUCGAAUGAAAAAGCCUUUUUGGCUAGUUUUCAUAAGAUAUUGAGGAAAAAAAAGAUCAAAAGAUACUCAGCAAGCCUCGCAUCUUCUCUUACUGAGAGUGCAGCCAAGAUUUUAACCUUUUCCCCAAAGAAGUCGGCUUUCUUGUUUCCAAUUUAUUAAAACUUUUGUGUAACAGCAUCUUAAUCCUAGCGAAGUUUAAAAAAGUCCUUCGUGGUGCCUUAAUUAUGGUCCUUUUCCGUUCAGACAUUCCUCACUUAGGCCUACCACCCAACAAAUUGCUAACUCAACUUGCAGAACUUUCGCCCAUGUGGUCAACGGCUACAUGUCGACGGGAUGUGUCCUACUCGGCACUAUCGGCAACAUGCACGGAGUCAAGAGCGUCCACAUGACCAACCUCGACAAGGUGGUUCUUGGAUUGCUUUGGAAUAAUAGGAAGACGUCGGUUGCAGAACCGAGGAGUCGUUCUGGCAGUUUCAAUGCUGGCCUUAGCUUUUUGGGACACUAUCCUCUUGUGGUGCGCGUUCAUGUACUACGGAGUCAAGCAGCUGCCGAUGGAUUUCGAGACAGACGUGUUGAACUUGCUGACGCCCUGGUUCCACGCCUUCUCUCAGAUAGCCAACACCGCAUCGGUAGGACUCCCGAAGCUCUUUCUUCCCAAAGAAAUGGUUAAGAUUUGGUGCGUCGUCGCGAUAACGUUGCAGCGGUUCAUGGCUACUCGGGAUCCGUUCCGCACCUCUAGGUUUCCUCUGAAUUCUACUUCUCUUCAACCUCUCGUUUCAGGUCAACGACGGUUAUUCAGUCCUUCCGAAGUGAACGUCGCAUAUCCUUCAUCUAUUGUUCCACUUACAGGAGGCUCUUCAGGUUUCUUUUUGAUCAUUAUCUAAGCUAUAUUCUGUUUUCAACUUUUUUUUUACUACAAUAAUCAAAAGAGGAUCUAAAAGUGCAACUCUAGAGGUUUUCUAGUUGAAGCAGCCUUUUGCAGAAUGCCGUUUGUCUUGUCGAUUUGCGCCGUUCUACUCAACUUCCCCUCGUUUUUCGAGAUACACACCGUACCUUGUUACAGUACACGGCUUCACAGAAUGUCUGUGAAUGUGAGGAGUUCCAAAGAAGUUUUUACCAAAGUCCCAAUCAGUUGAGACCAACGUGGCUGCGACUCGAUCCAACCUACACAAUGUACCGGCUGCUGUCCAGGAUGGUGGUCAUAUCGAUCGGACCAAACAUCUUCAUUUUGUGCGUUACUCUGCUCACUGUCUUCAUCCUCCGGGGCUCCAACAGAUCGCGACGGCAGCUCUUUCAAAUGAGCGACAACCUCCUUGAGCGCUACGCUUCCAGGUGCUCCACUGGGUCUUUUCUUUCCAUUUCCUUCUUUUGCAGAGAAAAUAUGCAAACGAUGAUUUCCAUAAUGCUUGUCACUAAAUUUCUCUGUUUCCGGAGCCUGACAUUCGCGGUUUGUUGUCCAAUGAAUCUGUAUCCAAGAAAUGUAUCCUUCAGUUGGACAUCAUGGAGGUCACGGUUGGAGUCACCAACUAUUAUCUUAUCGACAUAAGCAAUUUCCUUGUUCUUGUCAAUAGUGCCACCAACUGUCUCAUCUUUCUGAAGGCGACAUCCUGGCUCAACAGUCGUUUCGCCGAGAGACAAACAAUCAAGCGCAAAAAGACCAUCUGUGAUUCGGGGUGAGGAGGUAGUUCGAGGAACGAUGAGCUCAAAGCUAACUAUAUUUUUCUUCCCUUUUCAUAAAUUUCAAAAGAUUGAUUUCGAAUGAAACCUCUGGCUCUAGGGCUUUAGUUGCAGACAACUGCUGGGCGACCGGCUGACAAUCCUCAACAACUCGUGGCAACAGGCUCUAUGCACCACGAAUGGACAGUUGGGGCUUCGCGUCUUGUACUCGAUGCUCAGAAAACAUCCUCCGCUGUUCAACGUCAUCAAGAACGCGAACAACGCCGAAAGAGUAGGAUAAUCAAUCGUUUCGAGAGCUGAGUCAGCCUUCAGAGCAACGAGCCUGAGAUGGUGUCGUUGCUGACGAAUGGCUCGUGCCGACGGAGCUUCGACCUCAUAACAAACAGCAAAUAUCAAGAAGUCGCCGACAGAAUCACGACCUUCAUCACGGAGUUGCUCCAACUGACAAGCACUGCCCAGCCGGAAACCGUGAGGCUUUUUUUCCAUUGUGAACAUUUAACACGCUGUCUCUGUAAUUUUCGAAAUUUUCUCAAAAACAGCGGGUACAGAAAAAAAAAAUAUUUUUUGAUUUCAAUGAAAUUUCAACCAGUGUUAUCAUAUGACGUCAGGAUUGCGGACACGGUUUUUUGAGCCAUUUCCUCCAACCGUAACCGGGUUACGGUAGGAAGGUGGUCACUUGCGUAUCUAAGAAUUGACAAGUUUUCUCUAGGCAAGUUGUAUAUCAAUCGAUAGGUAAUGCAAUUUUAGGGAUUUUUUCAAUACAUACCAUCUCGGGUUACUGUAGGAUUUUGAGAUACGGUACUUUUUGUGUUCGCGACUUUGGUUUUUUGGUCACCCUACUCACAAUAGUUAUUUGCCGUUAAAGUUACCUCUCUAAAAGAUGUGUUAGGUUAUUAUCUUCAAAAAAAUACCACAUUGAAAAAAUUUCGAGAUACCCAUCAUGUCGCAAAAUCGCGCCGAACGCGCGCAACUCGGGGUCCCAGCGUUUAGACUCGCCUUGGAUGAUGAAAUUAAAAUUUUGCUAAAUUUCGCUAAAUCACAUCGAGAAAAAAUUUAGGAACGUUGUAAAAAUGAGGAAAAAAAAUGAAGUAGGUAUUUUAAUACUUAAUUAAAAACUAAAUCCUUUGAUAAGUUUGAAAAAAAAUUUUUUUGUUGUUUUCAAUUUUUUUCCUUUAAUAUUUGGAAUGAAUUUGAAAAAAAGGUGAAAAAAAGUUCUUUUCUAGUAUUCCAUGCAUUCAGCAACUGUUCCUUGUAGUUUUUAUUAUGUUUUUUUCGAAUCUGCGUUCGAAUUUUGUUUUGUUUUUCCUAUGGAAAGUUUAAAAAAAAACUCUUGAUUGUCUUUGAAAAAAAAAAUAUAUAUUGGUGUUUUUUUUCUACUUUACAAAAUGUGAAAAUGUUAUUAUAACUUAAAGGACAAUAUGAAAUUACUGGUAGGAAAGAUGACAAAAUAAUGAGAAAAUAGAGAAAAGUGCAGCGGCUCCUCAAACCGUGGGCCGUGCUUGAAUUACAUGGUUUCGUAAAAAAUGAAAUGAGUUUAUACGUUAGAAAACAAAUGAAACUUGAGGAAAGUAACGAGUUGCCAAUACUCCCGCAAAAACAGUUUACCAGUCACUAGAUACCUACAGUAGCCGUGCGAUCACGGUCCGUGGCACGGAUUCUGACUAAAUCGACUAAAAGUCGAUACUUUUUCGUGCAAGUUCAGUGAAAUUUCUGAUUUUAAAACUACAAAAAAAAACUGACUUCUUCUUUUUAAUUCCAAAAAAUGAACAUCAUUUGUGUCACUAUUGUUGUUAGCAAGCUUGCGAGGAACGCAAAAACCCAGUUCCAGACUGUAUAAGCAAAACAAUAUUUUCAAUUAGAAUCUUCUAAUUUUCACUUUCUGAAAAUUCACUCUCAAAUUUUUCGCAAAUAACAGUUUCGGAAAUGAGUCAAGAAAUUUCACUUAUUUCCUAGGCAAAAAAGACGGAGUUUCAUUGAUUCAGUAUAUCAUUAUGCGGAUUCGUCGCGUGGGAGCCAUCCACUACGACAAGGGCAUCCAGUUCCCUUCGUCCGUGUGGAAAGAGUUCAAGAGCAGCCUGAUAACCAUAAUCUCGGAGUGCGACUUCCCCUCACAAACGGUCCGUUCCUUCCUCAACUAUGUUCAAAAAGUUGACCAGUUUCAGGAAAGAGACGCGGCGCUUGAUGCAUGGAACAUCUUCAUCUCGUUCAUAAUCCGAGAGAUGAAGAUGGGAACGUGGGCGAUUGGGGACACUCUCGGCCAGAUGCCUUGA